AUGCCUGUGGUCAAAGUGGAAAAAGACUCUCCAGCGGACACCACCUUGUCCACCUCCAACCCUCCUCCACAGACCGAGGAGCAGCCUAAGGGUCGCAGAAGAAAGAGACCGAUCCAGCGAGGGAAACCCCCUUACAGCUACAUCGCACUCAUCUCUAUGGCCAUUGCCAAUUCCCCUGAUCGCAAGCUAACAUUGGGUGGCAUCUACAAGUUCAUCACAGAGCGUUUCCCUUUCUACAGAGACAAUUCAAAGAAAUGGCAGAACUCCAUCCGCCACAACCUAACCCUCAAUGAUUGCUUCAUCAAGAUCCCUCGAGAGCCAGGCCGGCCUGGGAAGGGCAACUACUGGGCUUUGGACCCAAAUGCAGAGGACAUGUUUGAGAGCGGCAGCUUCCUUAGACGCAGGAAGAGGUUCAAGCGCUGUGACUUCAGCACUUACAACUCUUAUGUCCAUGAGACACCAGUUUUUUCUCCUGUCCAGAUUGCCAGAUCAGCCGCGUAUGCCAACACCGUCUACCCCAACAUGACGGUGAGUCCCACCUACGGGCAGCAGCUGCCAUCACCAUACUACCCCUCUUCUUCUCCGCCUGGUUUUGGCCCCCGGUCAGACCCACGCAUGUUCAGUAUCAACAACCUCAUAGGGCACCCAACUUCAGCCAGCAUGCUAGGAAGUCAAGGGUCAGAGGUGAUGCAGCAGACGAGCCGAAGCUUCAGUCCUGAGGGGCUUCCAAACGGAUCCAACCCCUGCAGCCUGGGAGCCUCUGCUUUUCAAAGCCAACCAUGUGGAGCUGUUACAUCCCGAUCCUCCACGCAUCCUGGGUUCACCUACUCCAAUCCCAAUGGCCACCCACACCACCAUCACCCCCACCAGGGCUCAUAUGGACAGAACCAUUCCCAGGGGUAUGUGGCAACAGGGCGCCUCCAUUCCUCUGUUCAUGGGUCUGCAGAGCCCGUGGAUCAUUAUGACAAGGUCUCCCCUGUGCAGCUGGGUUCGUUCCCCCAGUAUAACAGCGCUGCAGGUCCUAUCUCCAGCACCGGGGGCUACCUGAGACACCCCUCAUACCCCGGGAACAUGGACAAGUUUGUGUCUGCCAUCUGA
Xyrichtys novacula (pearly razorfish) is the source of this 1098-nucleotide messenger RNA. The record is from the annotation of a GenBank genome assembly. NCBI's taxonomy places the organism in Eukaryota, Metazoa, Chordata, Actinopteri, Labriformes, Labridae.